CAGCAAGUGUGGAUUGCUUCACAUAAUUUAUACCUUCUGCAUGUGUUAAUAAACAAUGGAUCAAUACUUUGAAAGUUAUGAAGAACUUGACAUCCAUCAAUUAAUGUUAAAUGACAAAACACGUGUAUUAGCAUAUAAAAAUGCUAUUUUUAAUUCGAGGGAGAAAUUUCAAGGCAAAAUAGUAAUGGAUGUUGGUGCUGGCUCAGGUGUACUAUCAAUUUUCUGUGCCCAGGUUGGUGCGAAAAAAGUCUACGCAGUGGAAGCAAGUAUAUUAGCAAAGAGCAUCGAGCAAGUGUCGAUUGAAAAUAAUGCGCAGAACAAAGUUGAAGUAAUUCACAGUAAAGUAGAGGACAUCCGUCCAGGCGAUUUGGAGAAAGUGGACGUUAUCGUGUCAGAAUGGAUGGGCUUUUAUUUGGUACACGAGGGAAUGUUGGAUUCUGUACUUUUCGCCAGGGACAAUUUCUUGCGCGAGGACGGUUCGUUAUUUCCAUCCGUUGCAAAAUUAUACGCCUCGCCGUGCCAGUUGCCUUCUAUGUAUGAAUUUUGGAACGAUGUGUGCGGAGUCGGCAUGAGGUUUAUUGGAAAAGAGUACAGAAAAACCAAGUCCCUGAAGCCAGAGAUCCUGCUGGUGAAUCAAGACGAUCUUCUGGCGGCGGGUAAAUUGCUCGCCUGGCUGGACUUGGAGUGCAUCUCCGUGGAGGAGCUCGAUCCGCUGGGCGGAGAGGAUUACGUGUCGGUAUGCGAGAAGGACGGCAGGUUCCAAGGGAUGUGCAUUUGGUUCGCGGUCGAAUUUCCAGACGGUUCGGAGCUGUCCACGGGGCCGCACGACGAGGCGACGCAUUGGAAGCAGACCGCGGUGGUUUUGCCCGAGGACGUCGAAGUGACGAGGAACGAGCCGGUUGCCUUCAAGUUGGAACUGAAAAGAGACGCGUCGCGUCCGCGGCGUUACAACAUGGAGCUGAGCUUGUUGGACGCGGAGGAGGUGGAGCACGACGUGCCGUGCAAUUGCCACAUGACGAGGUGUAUAGUGACGAAAAGGUACAUCGACGACCUGGACGACAGCGAAUCACGCAUGGCGGAAAAUCCCGACUCGUAGAUUUAUACACGAAAUGUAUAUUAUAUUUUUACUAAAAAAUAAAUUAAAUAAAAAUAAAGUUAUUUCUAA
Molecule: messenger RNA, 1165 nt
Organism: Wasmannia auropunctata (little fire ant)
Lineage: Eukaryota; Metazoa; Arthropoda; Insecta; Hymenoptera; Formicidae
Gene: Art8
Product: probable protein arginine N-methyltransferase 6.1
Exons: 4
Coding region: 56-1096 (346 amino acids)
Biological process (GO): peptidyl-arginine methylation
Cellular component (GO): nucleus
Molecular function (GO): protein-arginine N-methyltransferase activity
Source: RefSeq, a predicted model, not a curated record